AUGUUUGUUUCUCGUGGAUUGUCAGCAAGUCAUGCUGGUCAUCGUUGUACAUCAUCAGCAAAAUUUACAAAUACACGACGAAUAAGUCAUGAAGAAGAACAAGUGCCUGAUAUUGAAGAUGAAGCACAUCCAACGCGAAGUUUAAUAUGUGCUUUUGUAUCUUCAAUAUUUUGUCCUAUUCUUGGAUGCAUUGCUUUAUUUUAUGGUAUCCGCGCUGUACGUGCGCAUAAUCAAGGUUUCUAUGCUGAAGCAAAUACAUUUAAUAAACAAACAAUUCGAUGGUCACUAAUAACAUUUAUUAUUGGUCUUACAAUUGGUUCAAUAAUUGGAUUUAUAUUUUUUGUGAAAGCUGUUGUAUUUAUUUGA
Molecule: messenger RNA, 366 nt
Organism: Adineta steineri
Lineage: Eukaryota; Metazoa; Rotifera; Eurotatoria; Adinetida; Adinetidae
Source: the annotation of a GenBank genome assembly